GAUUUUGGUCGCCAAAGGUAUCACGGUGCGCGCGUCUGGAAGCAUUUCCGCUCUGGAGAAUUUUCGUUCCGCCGGGCGCCAGCGUUCCUGUGACGCGUUUCCUGUUGGCCGAGCUGCGCACGUGCGGCCGGAAGGGAAGUAACGUCAGCCUGACAACUGAGUAGCUGUACUGUGUGGCGCCUUAUUCUAGGCACUUGUUGGACAGAAUGUCUCACCUGCCGAUGAAACUCCUGCGUAAGAAGAUCGAGAAGCGGAACCUCAAAUUGCGGCAGCGGAACCUAAAGUUGCAGGGGGCCUCAAAUCUGACCCUAUCGGAAACUCAAAAUGGAGAUGUAUCUGAAGAAACAAUGGGAAGUAGAAAGGUUAAAAAAUCAAAACAAAAGCCCAUGAAUGUGGGCUUAUCAGAAACUCAAAAUGGAGACGUGUCUCAAGAGGCAGUGGAAAAUGUAAAAGUUAAAAAGUCUCCCCAGAAAUCCACUGUAUUAACCAAUGGAGAAGCAGCAAUGCAGUCUUCCAAUUCAGAAUCAAAAAAGAAAAAGAAGAAAAAGAGAAAAAUGGUGAAUGAUGCUGAGCCUGAUACGAAAAAAGCAAAAACUGAAAACAAAGGGAAAUCUGAAGAAGAAAGUGCCGAGACUCCUAAAGAAACAGAAAAUAAUGUGGAUAAGCCAGAUAAUGAUGAAGAUGAGAGUGAGGUGCCCAAUCUGCCCCUGGGACUGACAGGAGCUUUUGAGGAUACUUCGUUUGCUUCUCUAUGUAAUCUUGUCAAUGAAAACACUCUGAAGGCAAUAAAAGAAAUGGGUUUUACAAACAUGACUGAAAUUCAGCAUAAAAGUAUCAGACCACUUCUGGAAGGCAGGGAUCUUCUAGCAGCUGCAAAAACAGGCAGUGGUAAAACCCUGGCUUUUCUCAUCCCUGCAGUUGAACUCAUUGUUAAGUUAAGGUUCAUGCCCAGGAAUGGAACAGGAGUCCUUAUUCUCUCACCUACUAGAGAACUAGCCAUGCAAACUUUUGGUGUUCUUAAGGAGCUGAUGACUCACCACGUGCAUACCUAUGGCUUGAUAAUGGGUGGCAGUAACAGAUCUGCUGAAGCACAGAAACUUGCUAAUGGGAUCAACAUCAUUGUGGCCACACCAGGCCGUCUGCUGGACCAUAUGCAGAAUACCCCAGGAUUUAUGUAUAAAAACCUGCAGUGUCUGGUUAUUGAUGAAGCUGAUCGUAUCUUGGAUGUGGGGUUUGAAGAGGAAUUAAAGCAAAUUAUUAAACUUUUGCCAACACGUAGACAGACUAUGCUCUUUUCUGCCACCCAAACUCGAAAAGUUGAAGACCUGGCAAGGAUUUCUCUGAAAAAGGAGCCAUUGUAUGUUGGCGUUGAUGAUGAUAAAGCGAAUGCAACAGUGGAUGGUCUUGAACAGGGAUAUGUUGUUUGUCCUUCUGAAAAGAGAUUCCUUCUGCUCUUUACAUUCCUUAAGAAGAACCGAAAGAAGAAGCUUAUGGUCUUCUUUUCAUCUUGUAUGUCUGUGAAAUACCACUAUGAGUUGCUGAACUACAUUGAUUUGCCCGUCUUGGCCAUUCAUGGAAAGCAAAAGCAAAAUAAGCGUACAACCACAUUCUUCCAGUUCUGCAAUGCAGAUUCGGGAACACUAUUGUGUACGGAUGUGGCAGCGAGAGGACUAGACAUUCCUGAAGUCGACUGGAUUGUUCAGUAUGACCCUCCGGAUGACCCUAAGGAAUAUAUUCAUCGUGUGGGUAGAACAGCCAGAGGCCUAAAUGGGAGAGGGCAUGCCUUGCUCAUUUUGCGCCCAGAAGAAUUGGGUUUUCUUCGCUACUUGAAACAAUCCAAGGUUCCAUUAAGUGAGUUUGACUUUUCCUGGUCUAAGAUUUCUGACAUUCAGUCUCAGCUUGAGAAAUUGAUUGAAAAGAAUUACUUUCUUCAUAAGUCAGCCCAGGAAGCAUAUAAGUCAUACAUACGAGCCUAUGAUUCCCAUUCUCUGAAACAGAUCUUUAAUGUUAAUAACCUAAAUUUGCCUCAGGUUGCUCUGUCAUUUGGUUUCAAGGUGCCUCCCUUCGUUGAUCUGAACGUCAACAGUAAUGAAGGCAAGCAGAAAAAGCGAGGAGGUGGUGGUGGAUUUGGCUACCAGAAAACCAAGAAAGUUGAGAAAUCCAAAAUCUUUAAACACAUUAGCAAGAAAUCAUCCGACAGCAGGCAGUUCUCUCACUGAAGACAUGCCUUCCUUUCAUCUUGAAUAACUUUGUCCUAAAAUGAAUUUUUUUUCCCCCUUGAUUUAACAGGAUUUUUGUAGACUUUAGAAUUUGGACUUACCUAACAAGAGUAUAAAUUGACUUGGGUUGCAAGCACUGAGCACUGUUACUUCUAUCAAGUCUCUCUUUUAUUUCUGGGAUAUAAAACAGGCUUUAAGUUUCUUGGUUGCCCAAGGGCAGAGCAAGGAAUAUCUGGUGUUUCUUGUGAUGAUAAUAUUUUAAUUUUAAAUAUCCCUCCCUCAUACAAGUGUAUGUUACCAUUUUAAUAUAAUUCUUUUUGUACCUUU
Messenger RNA from Pan troglodytes (chimpanzee), 2546 nucleotides. It is a transcript of the gene DDX18, whose product is annotated as DEAD-box helicase 18. The record is from RefSeq and is a predicted model, not a curated record. The coding region runs from base 207 to 2219 and encodes 670 amino acids. The transcript has 14 exons. Gene Ontology annotation, molecular function: nucleic acid binding; RNA helicase activity; ATP binding. NCBI's taxonomy places the organism in Eukaryota, Metazoa, Chordata, Mammalia, Primates, Hominidae.